AUGCAGCGCUUAAGAUGCCGCGCGCCGCGCUGGACUGUUUGUGGCCGUUCACCUUGGCCAUGCCGGCAGUUCGCCUCAAAGGCCGUCCUUGCGAGCAUCGCGCAAAGGGCGUCCUUACUGUCCCAGGCCGGUGGUAGGGCCGAGCUUCAGAAGCGAAGGGAUGAGGUCGAGGCGCUGCACGAGGAGGUGGUCAAGAUCAAGCCAGACGUUUUGGUGGCAGGAUUGGAGCUCCGAGAUCUUUGCCGGCUGUGUCACGUUCUUGCUGGUUCCCUGAUGCCACCGGAGGCCGGUGUCUUUAAGCUUGCUGGAGAGAAGCUACAGACACAGGCGCUGUCAGGCGACUCCGCGGAUGCAGCGGCACACUUUGCACUGGCUGCCUGUGAGGCUGGCCAGGGCCGCGAGGAAGUCGGUGAAGCCAUCGUCGAGGUGCCAGAGGGAACGGGGCAUCGCGUGACGCACGGCCCCGAUGCGUGCCGGGCCCAGGACGUGCUCGGGGCUGAAUAUGAGAUCACAAGGCUCGGGGGCGCCGCUGCCUCGGCUUUGGCCCUGGCGGCGGCGGCCGUCGGCCGGGCGAAGGCACCUCUGGUCGAGGCGCUAGUCAAACGAUGCGCUGCCCGGGAGAUGGAGCUGACGGUGCCCGCGCUGGGCGACUUGCGGCUCAUGGCGGCCCUGGCAGGGCCAGGUGUGAUCGAUAACAUCGACGGCAGCGCUUUGAGCUUUCUGCGGCUGAUGUGCAACGAAGUCCUGCUGGAUGAUCCGCGGGGCGCACCGCCGCCGAUGCUCAAGUGCGAAGAUUUCUUGUCCAGCAUGGAGCACGACAUCUCGCAGGUGUUGGAUGCGUGUGAGCUUCCCCACAGUCAGGGCACCAUAGUUGGCGGUGCCUUCUUCCCACUGUCGAGUGAUGCGAUGAAGGCGGUCUUCAGCGCCGAAGAUCCAGAUGCAGGUGCCACUUACUUCAGGAGGACGAAGCUCUCUGCCUUCCAAAGCUGGAAGUAUAGGGCGGCUGUCGCAGCGGGCUGGCGCGUGUACGCCAUCAGGGCUCCCGAUUGGCAGCGGCUGGAGGACUUGGAACAGAAGGUUCCCUUUGUGAAAGAGAUGCUGCAAGGUCCUCCAGUUGAUGUUGAGGCUUUGGACUGA
Molecule: messenger RNA, 1137 nt
Organism: Symbiodinium natans
Lineage: Eukaryota; Dinophyceae; Suessiales; Symbiodiniaceae
Source: the annotation of a GenBank genome assembly